This is a messenger RNA of Mustela erminea (ermine), 1338 nucleotides long. It is a transcript of the gene CCDC152, whose product is annotated as coiled-coil domain containing 152. Lineage: Eukaryota; Metazoa; Chordata; Mammalia; Carnivora; Mustelidae. The transcript has 10 exons. The coding region runs from base 457 to 1296 and encodes 279 amino acids. The record is from RefSeq and is a predicted model, not a curated record.
UCGAAAUUCCCACGUUUCCCUUGGAAAUUCUUUUCUUCAGCCCCUCACAGUCUCCCAGUCCGUGGCAGCGCUUUGACCCAGCGACUCCCCGCGGCCCGGAGGUACACAGCCCGCAGUCGAGCUGGGCUCCUCUGGCCGCCGGGACGCGGGUGGAGGGAGCGGCGCCCCGGGCUGCGACUGAACGAAUUCCUGGGGGGCAGCGGGGCGGGGAGAAGAGGAGGGGCAAGAAGGCCGCAUCCACUGCAGAGAAAGGUCGAGGGAAUUGGAAGGGGCGGGAGGGAGGGAGGCUCUGAAGACCCCUCGAAAUGCACCCGAAAGGCACCCGGUGGCUUUUCAGCCCGUGUGACAAACCCCCACGAGGAAAAGCAUGAAUAUGGGCGAUGGUUUUACAAAGAAAAACACUCCAAGAGUCUCGUCAGAGCGGUGGAGUUGGGAGAUGAUCAAGCUGAAACUAAAAUGAGUUUAAUUCAAGAGCUGGGAUCUGAGACAGAACCGAAUUUAGACAUGAGUGAAAGCAGCGAAGAAUGUGUGAAAAAGAUUAGCAGUGUGAAUCUUGACAAACUUAUAGAUGACUUCUCACAGAUAGAAAAGAAAAUGAUAGAAACCAGCGGAAAGAAUAAUAUACUGGAUAUACAGUUGGAAAAAGCUAACUAUUUGUUAAAAGUAAUGCAAACAAAGGAGGUCUCAAUUAAAGAAGAAUGUGCUACUCUUCAUAAUAUGAUAAAAGGGCUACAACAGACCAUUAAAUCUCAACAUGAUUUGAGAGGUGAAAAUGAACAACUAAAAAGAAGUGCUGAUUUUAUGAAAGAAAAUUUUAAAUCUCAUGAACAGGAAUAUAAGAAUAAUAUUGCCAAACUUAUGAGUGAAAUGAAAAUCAAAGAGGAGGGAUAUAAGAUAGAAAUAAGGAAACUUCAUCAGGAUAUGCAGGAAAAAAUUGAGUCAAAUGAAAAAAAGCAUAAAGAACUGAUAGAGAAAAAGGAGGUAGAAAUUUCAGAGUUAAAUGCAAAGUUGAGAACACAAGAAACGGAGAAACAAAGUGAAAUUAUCAAAUUACAGUUAGAGUUUGAUGCCAAACUAGCAAGAGUUCAAACUAAAUCAAAAUCAUAUCCAGAUUCUACUGUUUUGCCACAGAGUAUCUACAGAAGGAAGCUUCAACAUCUUCAAGAAGAAAAAAACAAGGAGAUUGCAGUUCUUCGGAAUACCAUUCAUGAUUUAGAGCAACGUCUCUCCCUUAACAAAGAUUCUGAUCUUAAACCUACUGGGAAAGGUUCCUACCUUAAGCGUAGACGGUUUUGAGUAGGAAAGUAAAUUCACUAGUUGCUACCUAAUUUCUUUAAA